Botrytis byssoidea is the source of this 767-nucleotide messenger RNA. RefSeq lists its product as uncharacterized. Gene Ontology annotation, molecular function: dUTP diphosphatase activity; magnesium ion binding. NCBI's taxonomy places the organism in Eukaryota, Fungi, Ascomycota, Leotiomycetes, Helotiales, Sclerotiniaceae. The coding region runs from base 1 to 639 and encodes 212 amino acids. The transcript has 2 exons. Gene Ontology annotation, biological process: dUTP catabolic process; dUMP biosynthetic process. The record is from RefSeq and is a predicted model, not a curated record.
AUGUCCACACUUCCACCCAAUUCUCCAAUCUCACCACUUCCCAAACGUCAAAAGACUUCGUCCUCGAGCUCUCCUUCAAAAUCCACUCCCGCUGCCGCUGCCACCUCUUCCCUCCAAGAAAUCAUGUCUUCCACUCCAAGUACUGCGCCCACAACAACUCCAGCACCGGCAACAAACGGUUCAGCCCCAGCCCCCACACCCCUAAAAUCAUCUACCCCUCCCCCUCUUCUCAUUAAGAAACUUUCACCCCGCGCUCGUCUCCCUACACGAGGCAGCGCUUUCGCUGCCGGUUACGAUAUCUACGCUGCAAAAGAAACAGUUGUGCCUGCUAAGGGAAAGGUUUUGGUGGAUACUGAUAUUAGUAUGGCUGUGCCAGAAGGAACUUAUGGCCGCAUAGCCCCACGCUCUGGACUUGCCUCCAAACACAUGAUCGAUACUGGCGCUGGCGUAAUCGAUGCUGAUUAUCGAGGUCAAGUAAAGGUACUCCUUUUUAACCAUGGCGAAAAGGAUUUUGAAGUAAAGGAGGGCGAUCGUGUAGCACAAUUGAUUUUGGAGAGGAUUUAUACACCAGAGGUUACAGAGGUUUUGGUUUUGGAGGAGAGUGUGAGGGGUGAAGGUGGCUUUGGAAGCACAGGCUAGAUUGUGAGGAAGGGAAGAAGAAAUGAAGUUUCGAGGGUAGUUUGGAUGAGUAGAGAGAGUUAGAUAUACCGUGCUGUGCACACUUUAAGAAAGGGAGAAUGUGGCUCGGGAAGGAAUAGACAAAACAA